Triticum aestivum (bread wheat) is the source of this 1805-nucleotide messenger RNA. RefSeq names its product premnaspirodiene oxygenase. The transcript is spliced from 2 exons. The record is from RefSeq and is a predicted model, not a curated record. NCBI's taxonomy places the organism in Eukaryota, Viridiplantae, Streptophyta, Magnoliopsida, Poales, Poaceae. Gene Ontology annotation, molecular function: iron ion binding; heme binding; oxidoreductase activity, acting on paired donors, with incorporation or reduction of molecular oxygen. Bases 81 to 1637 code for a protein of 518 amino acids.
AGAUUGACACUACUGCACGCUGAUAUAGCUUGUAUCUUUCAGAACUGUUGCUCCUCCCGCGCACCAGCCAUCGAGCUGCCAUGGACGCCGACGUCCCGCUCCACCUGCUGCUGCUCGUGCCUCUCCUUGCCAUCAUACCCCUCAUUCUCUUCGCCUCAAGAAGAUUGACGCCGCCCGAGUCGUCCGGCGUCGCGCGGCUCCCGCCAGGGCCGUGGGCGCUGCCGGUGAUCGGCCACCUGCACCACCUCGCGGGCGCGAUCCCGCACCAAGCGUUGCGCGACCUGGCAUGGCGCCACGGCCCGCUGAUGCUGCUCCGGUUCGGCGAGGUGACGGCCGUGGUGGCCUCGUCCCCGGACGCGGCGCGCGAGAUCCUGAAGACCCACGACCCCGCCUUCGCGUCUCGGCCCGUCGGACCCAUGUCGCGCCUCUGGUUCCAGGGCUCCGAGGGCCUCGUCUUCGCGCCCUUCGGCGACGCGUGGCGCCAGCUCCGCAAGAUCUGCACCCAGGAGCUCCUCAGCGCCCGCCGCGUCCACUCCUUCCGCCCGGUCCGCCAGGACGAGCUCGGCCGCCUCCUCCGCGCCGUCGCCUCGUCCUCGCCAUCGCCGCCCGAGCGUCGCUCGGUGAACCUGACGGAGAUUAUCGCGGCAUACAUCGCGGACUCCACCGUGCGCGCCAUCAUCGGCAGCAGGCCGUUCAAGGGCCGCGACGCGUGCCUGAAGCUGUUCGAGGACAUGUUCCGUAUGAGGCCCGGGCUGAGCCUGCCGGACCUGUUUCCGUCAUCGCGCCUCGCGAUGCUCGUCAGCCGCGAGCCCGGCCGGAUCAAGCGCUGCCGCCGCGAGAUGCUGCAGAUCAUGGACGCCGUCAUCCAGGAGCACCGGGAGAGGAAAGCCGCCGGCGAAGGAGAAGCCGAAGGCGAAGACCUGGUCGACGUGCUCCUCGGACUCCAGGAAGAAGUGGGCUCCCAGCACCCGCUGACCACCGAGAACAUAAAAUUCGUUAUGAUUGACAUGUUCGCCGCGGGCAGCGAGACGGCAACGACGGCGCUGCAGUGGGUAAUGGCGGAGCUCAUGAGGAACCCGAGGGUUCGGCAUAAGGCGCAGGAGGAGGUCCGGCGGGCAAUGGCCGGCCACUGCAGGGUGACGGAGGACGGCCUCGGCAACCUCCACUACCUGCACAUGGUCGUCAAGGAGUCUCUCCGGCUGCACGUGCCGGGCCCGCUGCUGACGCUACGCCAGUGCCGGAGCCCAUGCCAGGUGCUCGGGUACGACGUGCCCGCGGGCGCCACGGUGUUCGUGAACUCGUGGGCGAUCGCCAGGGACCCCGCGCACUGGGACGCGCCGGAGGAGUUUCUGCCGGAGAGGUUUGACCAGGAGCAAGGCGGCGCCGGGAGGGACUUCAAGGGCACAGACUUCGAGUUCAUACCAUUCGGAGCAGGGCGGAGGAUGUGCCCGGGGAUGACGUUUGGGCUGGCGCACAUCGAGCUCGCGCUCGCCGCGCUGCUGUUCCACUUCGACCUGGAGCUGCCUGCAGGCGUGGACGCGGCUGGGUUGGACAUGACAGAGGAGGCUGGCAUCACCACGCGGAGGAGGUCCGAGCUUCUCGUGGUGGCCACCACUCUUGUUCCUGUACCAGAGUAGAUAUCAGUGAUCACUACUAUGCCAGCAAUAACGACGAGUAAACAAGGAGAUCUAUAUAGGCAUACAAAGUAAAAAAUCAUCGGGUGAAAUUGCUUCGUGGUUGCUAGCCUUAAAAAAACGUUUUUGCUAAAAUAAAAUUCGAAAUAAAGGGAAAAGAAUUGUCUCAUA